Messenger RNA from Protopterus annectens (West African lungfish), 2841 nucleotides. RefSeq names its product exosome component 3 (gene EXOSC3). Gene Ontology annotation, molecular function: RNA binding. The record is from RefSeq and is a predicted model, not a curated record. NCBI's taxonomy places the organism in Eukaryota, Metazoa, Chordata, Ceratodontiformes, Protopteridae. Gene Ontology annotation, biological process: CUT catabolic process; poly(A)-dependent snoRNA 3'-end processing; exonucleolytic trimming to generate mature 3'-end of 5.8S rRNA from tricistronic rRNA transcript (SSU-rRNA, 5.8S rRNA, LSU-rRNA). The transcript has 4 exons. The coding region runs from base 453 to 1199 and encodes 248 amino acids. Gene Ontology annotation, cellular component: cytoplasmic exosome (RNase complex); nuclear exosome (RNase complex).
ACGUUGCCGAGCUAUAGACUUGUGCAAUAGCACACUUUUUUAAAUAUUAUUUUCAAUUUCUGUGUCAGCGUCUACACCUGUUAAAAAAAAUAAGAAGAAUUGUUAUGUUUUACUUAAAAGUAAUAACUACUGUACCAGCCAAGUGCACGCGCAGGUUUGGCCGUGCCCGACACAAUUAACAUACGCAAGUAUCUACUGUCACGGGCAUUAACUUUGAUUGAUACCGCUGUGGUUGAUGUAAUUGGUUUGCACUUUACGAUUGACAGCUUUGUGCUUGAUGUAAUUGGAUUGCAGUUUGCCCAUCUAGCCGCGAGUUUCAAGUUAUGCAUAUGUAUGACCUCCACAAUCACUAGAAGAAGUUAUGUUGUGAAUUUUCACUUGCAGGGAGUUUGGGAGUCGUAGUUUUUAGAAGUUAAAAUCUUGUGUAAUGUGCUUGCAAGGAAGCUAGUACGAUGAAACUCUGUAGUAGCAGCCCGAAGGUGAAUGAUGUUGUUUUACCUGGUGAUGCAAUUACAUUUGAAAUUCCUGUGCCCGAACGCGAGGACUGUUUACUGGAGCAACCACGUAGGGAAAAGGUGGUCUGUGGUCCCGGCCUGAGGCGGGAUGGCGUUAAGAUAGUCGUGUGUAAGAGUGGCAUGCUGCGCUUUAAGGAGCCCAAUAUGUAUUGGGUGGACUCACAGCAGAAAAGGUAUGUUCCUGUUAAAGGAGAGUAUGUCAUAGGCAUUGUGACUGCAAAGGCCGGAGAUAUAUUCCGAGUUGACAUUGGAGGUAGUGAGCAAGCUUCUUUGUCUUAUUUGGCAUUUGAAGGUGCAACAAAGAAAAACAGACCAAAUGUUCAAGUAGGAGAUCUAGUUUAUGCACAGUUUCUUGUUGCUAACAAAGACAUGGAACCAGAACUGGUUUGCAUCGACAGCGUUGGACGCUCUGUAGGAAUGGGUGUGAUUGGCCCUGGAGGGCUAAUGUUCAAAGUUUCACUCGGUCUGGCUAGAAAACUUUUGUCUCCCAGUUGUGACAUUAUCUCAGAACUGGGUAAAGUUCACCAGUUUGAGAUGGUGAUAGGAAUGAAUGGCAGAAUUUGGGUGAAGGCCAAAACCACUCAGCAAACUUUAGUAGUUGCCAAUGUUUUGGAAUCAUGUGAACACAUGACAGCAGAGCAAAGAAAGUGUGUAUUCAAGAGACUGGCAGAUGAUUUCAGCUGAAUAAUUGGCACUGUAAUUUCUUAGUUCUGUUUCCUAACAGCUCAUGCAUAUUAAUUAGCGGUUUGAAGAUCGGCAAUUUUAAAAUGUUUUAAUGUAUUUUAUGUUGUGUACACGAAGACAGUUGCCAUACAUGUAAAUACAGCUAUAUAAUAAGAUGAGUAAUUUGUUAUAUUCAUGUGCCAAUUUAUUUUGGAAAGUGCCACGGACCUGCUUAUUUUCAGAACUUUUCGGAAUCUUGGACAAGUGUCAGUUUCUCUGAGCAAUAGACUUCAUCUUGGCAGUCCACAUCUUCAUGUACCUCAUGUUAUUAUUUUCGUGGCAUUAGUUGCUUUGGCUGUUUGUGAAUAAAUAUAAGGCUUUCUGAACUUCUCAGUAAUUGGUACCCUGUCAUACCAAAGAAUCAAGUCUCAGCAGCCUCUUUCUUUUGUGUUGUGAAGCAUUGUUUCUUAAAUGCUACUAGCCUGACAUGCACUGGUAGCUGAAUGUGGUGCCAUUUAAAUUUGUCCUUCGGAAUUUUGACGAAAAAAUGUAUUUCAAGUUUCAUUUUAAGCUUUAUGUGCGCCCCGAGGUACUAUUACUUUUUGGACAGUGAUUUUUUUUAUAUAUAUAAUUUUUGAAUGGAGCAAGUAGUCCAAGAAGUGCCCAAGACUUCCGAAACGAUUAUAUAAGAAAGCACAGAGUAGUAUUGGUAGAUCACAAGUGGGGAGUUUUCUUUUUUGGAUGAUAAAUGAAGCAUGGUUGUCCUUAUGCUAAAGAAAAUGAGUAACAUUUACUUUUACUGUAUAACAUGUCUGUGCAGCUGAUUAGAAAUGAUAGUCAGUCGUGCUGUUACCUGUGUCCUUUGAGUUUUAGUAUAAAUAGAUGUCAUAAUGUACACUGGCAUCGCAUGCAAAUAAUCCUGGCCUCUAAUGUGCUCUACAGUUUAGGAUUCUAUUAGAUGAUACACAUCUAUUCUUUCUUUAGGUGGCCAGUACCCUCAUGUUUGUCUGUGCUGUUAUGAUGGCUAAAACAUUGUAGCACCACCUAAUCCUGAAGACAUGCUCCUUAUCUCUUUACAGUGUACUGCACGAAUGGCCUUUGUUUUCUCACUCCCAAAUUAUCAAUGCAUAAAAUGUAUGCAUUGCUAAUGAUUCAGCACAUUACAACAAAACCUGAGCUUUGAAGCUUGAAAAGCAAAUUCUUUCUUCAGAAAUAAUGCUUACGUUAAGGGUUGAAGGCUGCCACUGAACCUUUACAUGAAUGCUGGCUACACUGUUGAGGUAUACUUUUUAUUAUGAGGCAUCCUACUGGUGCCCUUUACCAUUAGUGGGGGUUGUUCAGAUAUUCAAGGCCCUAUUUCCUCUUUCAAAAAGAGUAUGGUGUUUUUUAUAGAUUUAAAGACAAACCACAGAACUCAAAAUACAAGCUGCAUCUCUGGGCUUCAUAGUCUUGAAGUGAUAGUCCUUUAGUGACAAUUAUUAAAGGUAGUUGAAAAUACAACUGUUGCUUUGUUCAUUAAAUAUUAUAAAAAUUGUAUGCUUGUCUGCUACUUCAGUUUUUAAGGUCUAUUGCAUAAAAUUUCAGCCAAGCUUUUGUUGAAAUGUUAUGAUAACGUGUAUAAAAAAUCUAUAUAUAUUUAAUAAAUGUCUGUGGGUUUCCUUUA